Messenger RNA from Musa acuminata subsp. malaccensis (wild Malaysian banana), 1580 nucleotides. Its product is annotated as tyrosine-protein phosphatase RLPH2. The record is from RefSeq and is a predicted model, not a curated record. Lineage: Eukaryota; Viridiplantae; Streptophyta; Magnoliopsida; Zingiberales; Musaceae. Gene Ontology annotation, molecular function: hydrolase activity.
AAAGAGUGGAUGAAGCCGUCUAAUUCGGAAAUAAAGAAGCCACAGAAAUCAUCAAGGUGGGUGCGUCUUCCCAGGCCAGGCAAGUGGUGUUCUCGCGACCGCCUCGUCGACCCUUCCCACGUCCAUCAGAGGAUUACGGAUACUACAAAAGGGCGUUAAGGUAUCCAAAAUUUUCCAGUUGCGUAAUCAGAUGGCUGAGAUGGGCGAAGCCACCGCAGCCGACCGGGCGGUGCUCUGCAUCGGGGACAUCCACGGCUACAUCUCCAAGCUGCGUUCCCUCUGGUCCAACCUCGAGGCCGUCGUAGGCUUCGAUUCCUUCGCCACUGCCCUCGUCAUCUUCCUCGGCGAUUACUGUGACCGCGGCCCCCACACCCGCGAGGUCAUCGACUUCCUCAUCGCCCUCCCUUCCCAAUACCCGCGGCAGCGCCACGUCUUCCUCUGCGGCAACCACGACCUCGCCUUCGCCGCCUUCGUCGGUGCCCUCCCGCCGCCACCCGACGGCUUGCCCUUCUCAGCCACCUGGGCGGAGUACGCACUGAACGAGGAGCGGGAAGGCUGGUUCAAGGGAGAGGGCUACGAGGCCAUGCACGUGCAAGGAAGGCGAUGGGGCGGUGACAUAGGCGGCCGGUUUAACCCCAAGAAGGGAAUGGCCUAUAAGGGUUCCAUCUAUGAUGCUGGGCCAACCUUCGAGUCCUAUGGCGUUCCCCAUGGCUCUGCGGAUUUGGCCAAAGCAGUCCCUGAUACCCACAAGAAGUUUCUUUGUGACUUGGUUUGGGUUCAUGAGGAGGAUAAUGUACUGAUUGACAGUCCUAAAGGAAGGACUUCCUGCAAAUUGAUUGCCGUUCAUGCUGGAUUAGAGAAAUCAAAGGGCGUGGAGGAACAGCUAAAACUUUUGAAAGCUAGGAACACAAUUUUACCAAAGGUGGAACAACUUAGCGGGCGGCAUGAUGUGUGGGAAAUGCCAAAGGAGCUUUCUGAUAAGUCAACUCUAGUGGUCAGCGGUCAUCACGGAAAAAUCCACAUAGAAGGCCUCCGAUACAUCAUUGAUGAAUGUGGUGGGUUGGAGCAGUUGCCAAUUGCUGCAGUAGUGUUUCCUUCAGAGAUGAUUGUCCGAGAUAUCGACCAAAUUGUGGCCGAAUGUUGAGCGUGCACCUUAUGCGUCGUUACAAGCAGUGGUACUUGGGUUUUAUGUUAUCAAAGAACAUUUUCAUGCAAUAACAAGCACCAAACUCAAUCAGGAGCUACAGCCUACGGUACCGUGUCCAGAAGCAUCUUAAUUCACUUCCCAAGACCUGAUUUUAUUUUAGCGAACCUACUUGCAUGAGUUGCAUCGAAGGCCGAGUGUUUGCAACUUUGGAGAUCAAAAGUUCUUAUUUAGCUCUCUAGAUGAUGUUUCUAUUUGACCUAUUCUAGAUGAAUCCAUUAAAUAAUUCUUGUUAUCUUUAAUAGUUUCAUAGUGUUGAGAGUCUAGACGUAAAACUUGAUAAGAUCCACCAUGUAAAAGGCAAUCUUUUGAAUGUGUAAUGUUUGAAUGCAAGGAGUAAAUUUUCGGAAAAGAAAAAAAAAAUUUGGUCAUCGCU